Molecule: messenger RNA, 4065 nt
Organism: Boleophthalmus pectinirostris (great blue-spotted mudskipper)
Lineage: Eukaryota; Metazoa; Chordata; Actinopteri; Gobiiformes; Gobiidae
Gene: nedd4a
Product: NEDD4 E3 ubiquitin protein ligase a
Exons: 29
Coding region: 97-2823 (908 amino acids)
Biological process (GO): receptor catabolic process; regulation of dendrite morphogenesis; receptor internalization
Molecular function (GO): protein binding; ubiquitin protein ligase activity; sodium channel inhibitor activity
Source: RefSeq, a predicted model, not a curated record
GAAGGAUACAAGCAGCUUAGUAAACUACAAGUCAGUCGCUUUCUGCAAACAAACUUCUUCACCUAGCCCAAAGGGAAGGAGACCAGCCGGGGUAUUAUGGCUACCCUUUCUCCGCAGAUCCGAGGACUUCCUGCAGAUGAGGAUGACACCAGAAUCCUAAAAGUCAAAGUCAUAGCUGGAAUUGGCUUGGCAAAAAAAGAUAUACUGGGAGCCAGUGAUCCCUACACAAGAUUGUCUCUGUAUGAUCCAGUAAAUGGGGAAAUAACAAGUCUUCAAACUAAAACAAUUAAAAAGACCCUAGAUCCAAAAUGGCAUGAAGAAUUCUUUUUCAGAGUUGAUCCCAAUAAGCAUCGCCUUCUACUGGAAGUGUUUGAUGAGAAUCGUCUGACACGAGAUGACUUUUUAGGACAGGUGGAUGUGCCUCUAAAUCAGAUUCCGACAGAAAAUCCUAAUUCAGAAAGACCAUACACAUUCAAGGAUUUUCUGCUUCACCCCAGAAGUCACAAGUCAAGGGUCAAGGGUCACCUCCGGCUAAAAAUGACAUAUCUUCCUAAAAACCCAGAUCAAAGCCAGGACCCUGCUGAUCAAACUGAAGAUGUGGAUCAGCCUGGUUGGGAGUUUCUUGAGUCCCAGGACAUGUCAGGUCCUAGACAAAGCCAGAUUCUUCCUGCGCUGCCCCCUGGCUGGGAGGAACGACAGGACAACCUUGGAAGAACCUAUUAUGUGAACCAUGAAACUAGGACUACACAGUGGCAGCGACCGUCAGUGCAGGAAAAUGGUGUGGAGUUACAGAGACAAAGCAAUAACGUGGAAGCAGAGCAUGCGUUUAACACACGGAGACAGAUUUCAGAUCCUGACGACCAAAAUACGCAAGAGUCACCAGAGAGCUGGGAGGUCAUACCUGAGGAUGAGUCCACCUCAUAUCAAAACAAUAUCCAGGUCUCAUCACUUCGACCUCAGUCGCCGGUCGAGAUUCAUUCAGUUUGUAAUGAUAUGAGCAACAUUCACUUUUCAGGGUCAGCAGCUGCUGAACAGCACAGCUCUUGUCAGAAUCACACAAGUAACUCUCGUCAUUCCAGUCAAAGAGGCAAUGCCCGGACCUCAACAGGGGAGGAGCAUCCUGUUAACACUGCGCCUCUUCCAAUAUCAACUGGGUUACCUGCGGGCUGGGAGGAGAAGCGGGACAACAAAGGACGACGUUACUAUGUGAACCACCUCAGCAGAACCACCACGUGGACUCGCCCAGUUGUUCAGAGAGCUCCUGAAGCCUCGUCACCACAGAGGACCGCAGGUUUACCUCAAAACCCCGGAACAUCACAGGCGCCAGUGUCAGUAGAGGAGUCCCCUCAACCAGCCAUAGGCCCGGAGCCCACUCAGGAGUCAGGAUCAUUGCCUGCGGGUUGGGAGGUUCGCAGUGCUCCCAAUGGGAGACCCUUUUUCAUCGACCAUAACACAAAGACAACUACCUGGGAAGACCCGCGACUCAGAGUUCCUGUCCAGAUGAGGAGGAGGGUCUCACUUGACCCUUCAGAUCUCGGCCCUCUACCGCCUGGUUGGGAGGAAAGAGUUCAUUCUGAUGGGCGCAUAUUCUACAUAGAUCAUAACACCAGAACCACACAAUGGGAGGAUCCCAGAUUGCAGAAUUCAGCCAUAACUGGACCAGCAGUGCCAUAUUCCAGAGACUACAAACAGAAGUAUGAUUAUUUCAGAAAGAAACUAAAGAAGCCAGCUGACAUCCCAAACCGUUUUGAGAUGAAGCUCCGACGAGCUGCGGUGCUGGAAGAUUCCUACCGGCGAAUCCUGUCUGUGAAGCGGCCAGAGCUGCUGAAGGCACGUCUGUGGGUGGAGUUUGAGGGAGAGAAAGGUCUGGACUAUGGGGGCGUGGCCAGAGAAUGGUUCUUCCUUAUGUCCAGAGAAAUGUUCAAUCCAUACUAUGGACUUUUUGAAUAUUCUGCCACGGACAACUACACUCUGCAGAUCAAUCCAAACUCAGGUUUAUGCAAUGAAGACCAUCUCACGUACUUCAAGUUUAUUGGUCGCGUUGCAGGCAUGGCUGUAUUUCAUGGCAAGCUUCUUGAUGCUUUCUUCAUUCGACCUUUUUAUAAAAUGAUGCUUCAGAAAUCAAUUAAUCUUCAAGAUAUGGAGUCUGUUGACAGUGAAUAUUUUAACUCACUGAUGUGGAUUUUGGAGAAUGACCCCACAGACUUGGACUUGAGGUUCACUGUUGAUGAAGAGCUCUUUGGACAGACUCAUCAGCACGAACUAAAGCCUGGUGGUGCCGAUAUUGUGGUGACCAAUGAAAACAAGAAAGAAUACAUCCAUUUGGUGAUACAGUGGAGGUUUGUAAACAGAGUACAAAAACAGAUGACUGCUUUCAAAGAGGGCUUCUUUGAGUUGAUUCCACAGGAUGUUAUUAAGAUUUUUGAUGAGAAUGAGCUGGAGCUUCUCAUGUGUGGAUUAGGAGAUGUGGAUGUGAAUGACUGGAAAGAAAACACAAAGUACAAGAAUGGUUACUGCUCCAACCACGUGGUGAUCCAGUGGUUCUGGAAAACAGUGUUGCUGAUGGAUGCCGAGAAGCGAAUCAGACUAUUACAGUUUGUCACGGGCACCUCCAGAGUCCCCAUGAACGGAUUUGCUGAACUUUAUGGCUCUAAUGGACCACAGCUUUUCACCAUAGAGCAGUGGGGAACACGUGAAAAAUUACCACGGGCCCACACAUGCUUUAAUCGUCUGGACCUGCCUCCUUAUGAGUCUUUUGAAGAACUGAGAGAGAAACUGAACAUUGCCAUUGAAAAUGCCCAAGGCUUUGAUGGCGUGGAUUAGGAUGCCUGUGUAUAUGCAUCAGUGUGACAGAUGAAGGACUGGCCCUCAUACUCGUUGGUCAACAAUUAUGAAGUUUACAAGUAAACCCUCCUUAAACUUCACUGUUAUUUUCACAUAUUUGAUUGAUUAAUUGAUGGUUACAUUGUGUAAAAGAUUUAAUCAUGUUAAUUCAUAGGUUUAUAUACUUGUUAUCUUAUAUAAAUAAGAUAAGCAUUUACUGUUAGAUUGUAAACUUUGGUACCCAAGACAUGUUAGUCUGGGCUGAUCUCAUUCCAUUGCAUUAAACGGCUGAAGCAGGGAAUUUCUGUAUUUGUAGCGGAAAAUCAACAUCACUAACCACUAGGACCAGUAGUAGACUGUGGACUUGUUAAUAUAAUUACAAAAUGCAGUGUUAUAUGUGCUCACUGUCUAUGCAGUACUGUAUAUAUUUUCAUAUGAGUGAAUGUGACUUGAUUUAUGUACAUAUUUGUACAAUCAAUGUUUUCUUAAAACCACUAUUAAGCUGUUUAUGACCCUCACAAAUGUGCCAACUGAAACAUAGUUUUAAUCAUAUAAGCAUUUACAUUGCCUUAUCCUCAACCCUUAAAGGACUCUUCACAAGGCUCUUUUUAUGUUUUUAUGUCAUUUUCUCAUUGUAAAAUUGUACAGCUUAUAUUAUGGUUCAGAAAAAAAUAUUUAGUUAUCUAUAAGAAAGAAACUCAAGUUAGGAGAGUAGUCAUAAUGAUUAUAAUAGUAAAACAUGUUUACACUGCCUGUAAUGUUUACUGGACAAUUACAUGGACUUGUGUCUUGUCUCAGCGAACACACUUUUAUACUUUUUAUAAAGUGACUUUAUAUUAUCAAAGUCUUACUCUUACUCUUACUGUAUCUUGUGAGUCUGUCAGCACACUGCUUUUAUCACUAUUUAAGAAUAUCUUUAACUUCUUAAAUGUUUACAGAGUACUAAACAUGGUAUACGCUCUGCUCUUAAUAUAAAAGCUGUUUAAAUGUGCACCUCUGGGGCCUUUUUUGUAAUGUACUGAACUUUGUUGUAUCAUAGACUAAUCAUUUUUAUUACAUUUUUAAGUCACUGUACAUUAAAUAUUUUUAUUGUGAAGUACACAAUCAAAUGUAAAACCGUAAGUGCAUUACCACUAAAUGUUUUGCAGGUAAUUAAUUAUAUACCAGUUUGAAGCAGACUGCAUUGUAUUUUGGCUGAUAAAAUCGAGCCACACAGAAAAAAAUAAAUGUUUUAAAAUCUAA